AUGACAUAUACCGCUCCUAACCUAUUUCCUCGAUUAUUUAGACGAUUUUCUAAGAAAAAUCUAAUAAUUACUAGUCAAUUUAGUACCAAUAAGUCUUACAAAGUCCUUUUUUUUGGUUCGGAUUCUAUAGCUUUGCGCAGUUUGAGAAAAAUCAAUGAAUUCAGGAAAACGGAAAAAAUCAUAAAACAGCUGGACCUUGUUACGUCAAAUCAGUCGAAAAACAGAACAGAAAUAGAGAAGUACGCCGCUUCAGAAAGCCUAAAAAUCAUAACAUGGCCUCUCCACCAGUUAAAUACUCUCCAAUACGAUAUCGGCCUCAUUGUCGCCUUUGGACAUUUAAUCAAAGAUGACGUCUUAAAUAAGUUUCCUUUAGGUAUGGUGAAUGUCCAUCCAAGUCUCCUGCCGCGCUGGCGUGGUGCUGCCCCUAUCAUUCAUACACUUAUGCACGGUGAUGAAGAAACAGGAGUCACAUUGAUGAAGAUAAAACCAAACGUGUUUGAUGUAGGUGAAAUAAUCAGCCAAAGAAGAGUCCAAGUGCCCAAGGACAUUAAAUUACCAGAAUUAACAGAACAGCUGUCAGACCUUGGCGCUGACAUGUUAGUGGAGUGUAUGAGAGAAUUACCUCACAGCCUAACCAAUGCUCAACCUCAAAGUAGAGAUGGUGUUACAUAUGCAAAGAAAAUCAACAAAUCAAUUAGUGAAGUUAGAUGGUCAGAUAUGGAGGUGGUUCAAGUUUAUAAUCUUUAUAGAGCAAUUUAUGGACUGUACCCACUCACCACCACAUUUAAAAAUAGGCAAAUGAAACUAUUUGAUGCAUUUUUGCAUGAUAUGGCUGAAGAAAUAGAAAACAUCGUACCAGGUACUCUUCAAUAUUGUACAAGGACAAAUGCCAUAAAAGUUUUGUGUAAAGACAAAAGAUACAUUUAUUUUAAAUCUCUAAGAAUUGUAGGAAAAAGAGAAAUUACUGCAUUAGAUUUCUAUAAUGGCUAUAUAAAAAAUACUUCAUUAGAAAAACGAUGUUGUUUAGUUUGUUAAAUAUU
Messenger RNA from Ostrinia nubilalis (European corn borer), 1040 nucleotides. RefSeq names its product methionyl-tRNA formyltransferase, mitochondrial. Lineage: Eukaryota; Metazoa; Arthropoda; Insecta; Lepidoptera; Crambidae. Gene Ontology annotation, molecular function: methionyl-tRNA formyltransferase activity. Gene Ontology annotation, cellular component: mitochondrion. Gene Ontology annotation, biological process: biosynthetic process; conversion of methionyl-tRNA to N-formyl-methionyl-tRNA. The coding region runs from base 1 to 1035 and encodes 344 amino acids. The record is from RefSeq and is a predicted model, not a curated record. The transcript has 5 exons.